This is a messenger RNA of Aedes albopictus (Asian tiger mosquito), 3971 nucleotides long. Its product is annotated as neurogenic locus Notch protein. NCBI's taxonomy places the organism in Eukaryota, Metazoa, Arthropoda, Insecta, Diptera, Culicidae. Gene Ontology annotation, molecular function: Notch binding; calcium ion binding. The record is from RefSeq and is a predicted model, not a curated record. The coding region runs from base 22 to 1752 and encodes 576 amino acids. The transcript is spliced from 6 exons.
AUCGGAACUACCCCACAAUGAAUGUGUCUAUUUAAACGCGAAAAUAUGGCUACUAGAUCCAAUCGGAUUCACAAGUUCGCAUUUUCCUCAACCUCUGAUUGUCGAUCUCUCACAUCUCUAAUUGAUUGUUUUCUCUUCUCUUUUCUCUUCGCAGGCUUUCUGUCGUGUUCUCCAUCGCCGUGCAAACAUGGAGGAACAUGCAUCAGCAAACCGAACGGAGGGUCCUACUGCAACUGUACGACGCGGCACACCGGUGAUUUCUGUGAAUUUACGAAUCCGUGUCACAUCGGUGCCGGUCCCCGGUGUCAAAACGGUGGGAUCUGCGAGGUGACCUUUCCGAACGGCAUUCCGUCGUUUUCCUGUCGGUGUCCGAUCGGGUUCACCGAGAGCCUGUGCGAAAUUCCGGUCAAGAACGCGUGUGAUUCGUCUCCGUGCAACAACGGUGGUACCUGCAAGCUGAGAAGCCUUAGCGAGUACUCGUGUCACUGCGCCACCGGGUAUUCGGGAAAACACUGCGACAAGCAGAACCUCUGCGCGUCGUCUCCGUGUCGCAACGGAGGCACUUGCACGCUGUCCGUCAACGGACACGUCAAGUGUAUGUGCCCGAAGGGGUUCAAGGGUUUGACGUGCUCCGAGGAUAUCGAGGAGUGCAUCAAGAACCCUUGUGUCAACGGUGGCACGUGUGUCAACACGCACGGAUCGUACCAAUGUAACUGCGAAGCCGGAUACACUGGGAAAAACUGUGAGUCGCACUACAUUCCCUGUUCGCCGUCGCCCUGCCAAAACGGGGGCACUUGCAAGCAGUCGACGAAAUUCCACUACGAAUGCAAAUGUCCACCAGGCUUCCAAGGUAAAAACUGUGAGGAGAACAUCGACGACUGUCCGGGCAAUAUGUGUCAAAACGGUGGCACCUGCGUGGACGGGGUCAAUGCCUAUCACUGCAAGUGUCCGCCGAGCUUUACCGGCGAUUAUUGCGACACGGACGUGGACGAGUGCGUUCAGCAGCCGACGAUCUGCAAGAAUGGGGCCACCUGUACCAACACCCACGGCGGGUACAACUGUAUCUGCGUGAACGGGUGGAACGGGCCCGACUGUAGCAACAACAUUGACGAUUGUGUGGACGCGGCCUGUUUCAACGGGGCUACCUGUAUCGACGGGGUCGGUAGCUUCUACUGUCGGUGUACGCCGGGCAAGACGGGACUGCUGUGCCAUCUGGACGACGCGUGCACCUCGAAUCCGUGCCACGCGGAUGCAAUCUGUGAUACCAGCCCGAUCAACGGGUCGUUUACGUGUUCCUGCGCGAUGGGCUACAAGGGCAUCGACUGUUCCGAGGAUAUUGACGAGUGUGAUCAAGGUUCCCCGUGCGAGCACAACGGCAUCUGCGUCAACACGCCCGGUUCCUUCGCCUGCAACUGUACCCAGGGCUUUACCGGACCGCGCUGCGAAACCAACGUGAACGAGUGCGAGUCGCAUCCGUGCCAGAAUGAGGGCAGCUGCCUCGACGACCCGGGAACGUUUCGCUGCGUUUGCAUGCCAGGUAAGUGGCGCCUUGUUGUUGCUUUUACAUACCUAUUUAGAUGGCAAGCUCGGCAAGUAUGGGACAGCUUGUGCGCAGUUCAUAGGAACUGUUCCACGGUCCAAUGCCUGUUCCCCGUGCGGCCAGAAAGUAGAGAAAGAGAAAAGGUCAAGCCGGUAAAUCAUUUGCUUACGGUUGCUGUUAUGGUUUUACGAGCUUCGGUGUUUGGGGACUGACUGCGAGUGCCAGGGCAAGCAAGCGCAAGCAUAACUAGGUAUGAGUCCAUCAGCUCAGCAUCAGUGCUGCAGAGAAAGGCGAGAUAGAUUACCUUCGAUUGUCGAUGGGACGCACUCUCUCUUCUCUUUGGCUCUGCUGGCUGUGGUUUGGAGAUAAUCAAGUGUUCGGUGAUUUAUUAAGCGGGUGAUCGUAAAGUAACGAUCUUUAGUAUCUUGGUCGAACAAGAAGGUCUUGCGGCAAUGUAACCAUUAUGGUAAUGGUCCACCGCACAUGUGAGGGAUAAAACGAAAAUUCAAUUUGGAUCUACUGAACACUGGACAGCAAUGACCUACUAGACCAUCGCUCAUAAGCGUUAGCUAACCAUGUAGCUACCCGAAUAAAACUUUAUUUAUUUCACACCUGGCCAAGUCCUUGCUAGGAAAUAAUCGGAAAGAACUCAUAAAUUUCCAUUUCCUUUAACAAUAGUGCCUAAACUUAUGUCCAUUUCUGCGUUCAAAAUGCGCACAUUUUCUUCACUAUUGGACCUCAACUACAUAAAAUUACCAAAAAAAUACAGACAUUUUGAUAAAACUAAGGAAAGAAAAACGCCAAAAUUAACGUUCGUACGCGGACACUGGUAAAUUGUCAGUUUCUUCUGAGACUCGGACAUGGCCUACUACGAUUCUGGUUAAUUCUCAGUUUCUUCUGAGAUUCCAAACAUAUCCAAACUGGGAUUCCUCUAGGAAUUCUCUGGAGGAAUCUAGAGCCUCCAGGAAUUCCUUGCCGCAUUCCUCCAGAGAUUCAUUCCGGGAGUUCUUCAGGAUAUAGCUUGUGAUCUCUGCUGCACAGGUUCUUCGCGGAGUUCAAACUGGGAUUCUUUCAGGUUUUUUUAAUGUUCUGAGAUUACCCAGAAGAGCUCCUUCUGUGAUUUCUCUAGGAGCUCUUUCCAGAGUUUAUUCAAGUAUUUAUUCCUAGAUUUCUCCAGGAGUUCCUUCCGGAAUUCUUCCGGGAAUUGCUUCCAGGCUGAGAUUCAUCCAGGAGAUCAGUAUAGGACUCCUCCAGUAACUCCUUCCGAGAUUCCUUCCCCUGGCAGUUCAUCCUGUAAUUAUCUCAGAUGUUCCUAAUGGAAAUCCUCCAGGAGUUUAUUGCAGGAUUUCCGCAGGAGUUUAAUGGAAUUGUUUACGAACUCCCUACGAUAUUCCCACAUGACUUCGUUGAAGAAACUUUCCAUCCAGGCUCCAACUAUAAGAACAACAAUAAGGAACACUUACAGCAAUUUUGUAAGGAAUUCAUCAUAGGUAUCCUCCAAUAGUUCCUUCUAAGAUUACAUUUCUACCGGUAUUCUCUCUGGGAAUGCCAGAGAAAAAUACUUCUGAAGAAAUCUCAAAUACACUCCGAAGAGAAUUUCUGAAGGAAUCCAGUAAGGAGUCCCUGCAGGAAUCCUGGAGAGAACUCUUGGAAAAAUCGCGAAGGGUACUUCUAAAAUAGAGCGUCUACUACCUAGAAAAACCUGUAAAAUCGGGAAUCCUCAGGGAAUUUUAUUUAACAGGGAAAACUCUGGAGGAAAUAUCGUGAAUACUCAGGGAAAUUUUGCACCGAUGAAAAAACAAUAAAAUUUUGGGUCGUAUGAAUAAAAAUAAGCGAAUUUUAUUACUUGUACACACUUAAAACAGAUUCUCGAGCUCGGCAGAAUAAAAUGCUGAUUUCCAUCGGCAACUUAAAAAUUUGCCGAUAUUUCAGCAAACAAAAUGCGUUUGCUGAGUUUUACCACAAUCAAUUGCCGAAAUUUCAGCAAAUCGUUUUAAGGCUCAAUUGAGAAUGGCAAAUGUUCCAGAACUAAAAAAGCACUUUUUCUCAAAAUGAUUCACAAAUCAAAGAAAAUAAGAAUGUCCGAUUGCUUAUUUAGUCAAUUAUGACAAUCGGACACGCGGAUUUUGUUCGCUUUUUCGUCAUUCUGGAGAAAAGUGCUUUUUCAGUUUUGGAUAAUAUGCGAUUCUCAUUUGAGCCUUAAAGUUCUGAAAUUUGACAGCAUUAUUUGCUGGGCACAUCUGCAAACACAAAUUAAGCCGAAGUCAGCAUAAAAGAUUGCCGAGAUGUCAGCAUUUGUAUUAUGUAUUGCCGAAAUUUGCAAAACACAGCUGUCACUUUAGUAUUCGCUAUUCCUUGGUAGUGGAAAAACAGUUCUUUUUACUUUUUCGUUUAACUGGCCGUAAAAGUUAAUAAUUCAACCGCAAAAUAA